AUGGGUGGCUUGAUGCUCGCUGCAAUUCGCAAGUACGGCGGCGACUUGACGGAUUUCAUGCAGAUACGCCCUGGUCUCGGCGUCACUCCUUACAAAAGCGUACUGAGGCAAAAACAUAACGGCUUUUCCGCAGAAGAUGAACACAGACGCAGAUGGCCAAUUCAGGACAACACAGCGAAUACUAAUGUCGCAGACAGGUACGCAAACUGGUUUUUAUCCUCGCAAUCGCAGCACGACGGUAUAGCCUGCGACGCGUUCGCUACAAGCUUGUUAGUUGCCGCUGGCAUCACAAUGGAAAAGGGGGACGCCAGUAUUGGCAGGACCAGACGCGAAGCACCAAAAGUGCGCACUACUGGAUAUUCAGCUGAUAGCGUUGACGCCGACUGGUGUGCGGGAGGUUCGUUGAGUCACGAACAGCAAAGCAAGCAGAAAUUUCGACAAGAGAUUUUGCCUCUGUUGCCAAUUCUGUCCAGCCGCGACGUUCAUGGACAGCAGGAGGUCGUCUUGCAGAUUUCCAUGACUUGGGAUGCUGAAGAUGCAGAUGCUCCCACGCGGUCCGAAUGUAUCUCGCAUACUUUCGUGCUUGCUGUUCUUGCUGGUAUGGAGAGGUCUGAAGAUCGGGCCGCACGCAUUUUUCAAGCGGGGUCGGUUCAGCGCUCCGGACCGCAGGGUAUCUCGCCGAUUUUUGUAGCGCCAACUAUCACCGACCUUUCUGCAGUGGAACUUCAAAACCUUAUUCAAGCGUUGCUGUUUGAUUGGCACUCGAACCAAAAUGAAGACCUGCUUAAAAAGACCAAAACAAUCAUGGAGGGCAAGCUUGGUGUACCAGCCGAUGUUCUUGCGCGUGAAGUAAAGGAUCCGUCGUUGAUGCAGUGGUUCGCCUUCACGGUCGUGUCGCCAAGAAGGAUGCUAUCGAAAAGAUGGAUCAUCAUGCGAAGCUUUACAAGAAUGACAUGCUUGUUCCUAGAAACAAGCUGCGCCCUGGUGAUUCCGUCCAAGUCAUGGGUAUCACAAAAAGGUGGGAGCUAA
Molecule: messenger RNA, 1029 nt
Organism: Amoebophrya sp. A25
Lineage: Eukaryota; Dinophyceae; Syndiniales; Amoebophryaceae
Source: the annotation of a GenBank genome assembly